AGAAGAAGAAGAAUUUAGAAAAAAACCUUAAUUAGAACCAAAACUCUUGUAUUUUAAUAGUAUUUAUUAUUUUAUGACCAAAACAUUAUAGAUUUACCAUAACAUUACUAAAUUUUUAAUAUCAAAAGUGAUUUUAAAUCCAUUUUGAUGGAUAUCGGGGAGUUACUGGACUAUAAACCUCCUCAAGCCUUAAAACGGCCAGCAGAUUCCGACGAUAAACAAGAUGAUGUCGAAAAAGCUAAAAAAAUGCGAAAAAUUGCCAGAGCUAAAGCCGAUCAAAUGGCCAGACCUCCAUCACCAACACCAUCACUUCAAACACUAGACCAAAUCACUGAAGAAGAAAGAGCGGAAAUAUUAAAAUACGUUGAAACAGAGCAGACACAAGGAGAAGUAGUAGAUGCCACUACUAUCAAAAAAAUUAUUCUUAAUUUUGAAAAAAGAUCGUUAAAGAAUCGAGAGAUGAGAAUUAAAUUCCCUGAUUCGCCAGAGAAGUUUAUGGAGAGUGAAAUUGAACUUCAUGAGAUCCUUCAGGAGAUGCGUGUAUUAUCCACAGCUCCAGAUUACUAUCCGUUACUGGUGAAAUUGCAAGUUAUUCCCAGUCUGUUAGAAUUACUCUCACAUGAUAAUACUGAUGUUGCAGUAGCAACUGUAGAAUUGCUUCAAGAGCUUACCGAUGUUGAUAUUCUUAAUGAAUCUGAAGAAGGCGCUGAUGCAUUAAUUCAGUCUCUUUUAGAUCAACAAGUUAUCGCAUUAUUAGUUCAGAAUCUUGAUAGAUUGGAUGAAACUGUAAAGGAGGAAGCAGAUGGUGUUCACAAUACACUCUCUAUUAUAGAAAAUCUUACUGAACUUCGUUCAGAAAUAACCACCGAAGCUGGGAAGCAAGGUUUGUUAACUUGGAUAUUGAAAAGGCUUAGAUUGAAAGCUCCCUUUGACCAAAAUAAGUUAUAUGCAAGUGAGAUGCUGUCAAUUAUACUACAAGAUAAUGAAAAAAAUAGAUUAAUGCUUGGAGAAGUUGAUGGAAUUGACACACUGUUACAACAACUUGCAUUUUAUAAAAGACAUGAUCCAGCCACUGCAGAAGAACAUGAAUAUAUGGAAAAUUUAUUUAAUUGUUUGUGUAGUUCAUUAAUGGUUGUACCAAACAGAGACAGAUUUUUGAAAGGUGAAGGCCUUCAACUGAUGAAUCUGAUGUUAAGAGAAAAGAAAAUAUCAAGGAAUGGAUCGCUGAAAGUGUUAGAUUAUGCCAUGGCUGGCCUUCAUGGAAAAGAUAAUUGUAAUAAGUUUGUAGACAUUCUUGGAUUAAGAACUAUAUUUCCGUUGUUCAUGAAAACUCCUAAGAAAAAUCGUAGAAAAGUUUUAUCAACUGAGGAGCAUGAAGAACAUGUUUGUUCUAUUAUUGCCUCUAUGUUAAGAAAUUGUCGUGGUUCCCAGAGACAGCGCUUGAUAAGCAAAUUCACCGAAAACGAUCAUGAAAAAGUCGACCGACUUCUCGAGUUACAUUUCAAGUAUUUGGAAAAAGUUGAAAGCAUAGAUGAAACUUUGGACGACCGGGAAGAAAAUGAGGACACAAACUAUUUAAAAAGGCUGGAGGGAGGUCUUUUCACAUUGCAAUUAAUUGAUUAUAUUAUCGUUGAAGUUUGUGCUGCAGGACCUGCAACCAUAAAACAAAGAGUCAUGCAGAUACUGAAUAUGAGAGGUGCAUCUCUAAAAACAAUCAGGCAUGUAAUGAGGGAAUACGCCGGUAAUUUAGGUGAAGAAGGAGACAAGGAGUGGCGGGAUCAAGAACAGCAACACAUUUUACAUCUUGUCGAUAAAUUUUAAUUUAGAAUUAUUAUUUUUAAGAGAUAUGUAUGUUUAUGAAUAUUCAAAUAUAUUUUUCCCAUGGAA
Messenger RNA from Sitophilus oryzae (rice weevil), 1887 nucleotides. RefSeq names its product beta-catenin-like protein 1. The coding region runs from base 148 to 1821 and encodes 557 amino acids. The transcript is spliced from 10 exons. Gene Ontology annotation, molecular function: protein binding. The record is from RefSeq and is a predicted model, not a curated record. NCBI's taxonomy places the organism in Eukaryota, Metazoa, Arthropoda, Insecta, Coleoptera, Curculionidae. Gene Ontology annotation, cellular component: spliceosomal complex.